This is a messenger RNA of Pleurotus ostreatus (oyster mushroom), 891 nucleotides long. RefSeq lists its product as uncharacterized. The transcript is spliced from 9 exons. Bases 1 to 891 code for a protein of 296 amino acids. Lineage: Eukaryota; Fungi; Basidiomycota; Agaricomycetes; Agaricales; Pleurotaceae. Gene Ontology annotation, biological process: inositol catabolic process. Gene Ontology annotation, molecular function: inositol oxygenase activity; iron ion binding. The record is from RefSeq and is a predicted model, not a curated record. Gene Ontology annotation, cellular component: cytoplasm.
AUGCCAUUACUGAAGAGCCCCCACUCACUGGAAGAUAUCUCCGAUGCGAUCGACACUGUCAACCUACUUCAACUAAAAGAUUGGGAUACGGCACCUCGAUUCGACCAAGACACAGACAAAUCGAAAUUUCGGCAGUUCGAAGAUGCUCGCGACAGUGUCAAGGCCUUCUACAAGGAGCAGCACGAGAGGCAAACGGUGGAAUUCAACACAAAGGUCCGAGAAGAGAUGCAAGGCAAUGUUCACGCACGGAUGGGGAUAUGGGAGGCGAUGAACAUGCUUAACACCUUGAGAGAUGAAUCAGAUCCAGACACAAAUAUGUCUCAGAUGGAGCACCUACUCCAAACGGCCGAAGCAAUCCGAAUUGAUGGUAAACCAGAAUGGAUGCAAGUUGUUGGCUUGGUCCACGACCUUGGGAAACUUCUCUACUUCUUUGAUUCUCAGGGGCAAUGGGAUGUUGUUGGGGAUACCUUCGUGGUCGGGUGCCAAUUCUCGGACAAGAUAAUUUACCCUGAGACUUUUGCUGGAAAUCCGGAUAGCAACGAUCCGGUGUAUUCCUCGAAGUUUGGGAUUUACAAACCACAUUGCGGCCUUGACAAUGUCAUGCUUUCAUGGGGACACGACGAGUACUUGUAUCGCGUUCUGAAAGAUCAAAGCAGUUUGCCCGCCGAGGGCUUAGCGAUGAUUCGUUAUCACAGCUUCUACCCUUGGCAUCGUGAUGGAGCCUACGAGCAUCUGAUGAAUACUGCAGACGUCAAGUCGCUCGCGGCUGUUCAGGCGUUCAAUCCAUACGACUUGUAUAGCAAAAGUGACAUACCGGUCAACGCGGCAGAAUUGAAGCCUUAUUACUGCGAUCUUAUAUCGAAAUUCUUUCCGCCAGUAAUCGAGUGGUGA